This is a messenger RNA of Carica papaya (papaya), 975 nucleotides long. RefSeq lists its product as uncharacterized. Lineage: Eukaryota; Viridiplantae; Streptophyta; Magnoliopsida; Brassicales; Caricaceae. The record is from RefSeq and is a predicted model, not a curated record.
AGCUUUCAAUUCAUCAAUCAACCACAAACUCCUAUUUUCCUUUUGGGACAAAAGCCCUCGGUCUUACUUUCCUCUUCCUAUUCUUCUCCUAUCCGGAAAAAAUUUCUAUAACGAUUAAAAACAAAAGAAAAUUAGGGUAAAAAAUGGGUGAUGUUGCAGUAGCAGCUUCCCUUGCUCCAUGCCAAACCAUUGCAUUAUUCAGCAGAGUCAAAUGGAGCGAGAAGCUGCAGAAACAAGAGCGGCAACAACGUAAAUCACAGCCAGUACUUGUCAUCAACAAUCAAAUGUCAGUGAAACCUGCAACCUAUUCUUCAAGAAUCGCCACUGAUAUUCCUCUCUACGAGGCGCCAGGGGCUUCAUUGGACGAGUAUUUGAAGGAUAAGUCAAGAGUUUUCAAAGCAAUCUUCCCUGAUAAAAGAAGAAGUCAACAGCUGAGCGAGGAACUGUGGAGAAUUCAGAUGUUACCGAUACAAUUUCUGUUCCUGACUGUCUGGCCAGUGGUAGACAUGAAGUUGAAAUGCAAGUCAAGAGGGGAAGAUUACCCACCAGGUGUACCUCAAGAUAUCACAAAGGUUCUUGAGCUAGAUAUUACAAGAUGGGAGCUCCAAGGACUGGAUAGUGUUAUGGAACCCUCUCAAUUCUCGCUUGGAGUAAAAGGAGCAUUGUACCCAGAAAGGCAUGGACGUUACAGCCGCCUUAAAGGACAAUUAGAAAUGGAAAUAAACUUUGUUCUUCCUCCUGUUCUUGCUUUGAUUCCUGAAGAUCUUCGCCAAAGUGUGGUUGACUCGGUGCUAACGAGAUUGGUGGAAAACAUGAAGCAAAAAGUUAACAGUAGCUUGCUUGCAGACUACAGUGAAUUCAAGAGGGAGAAGCCCAAGAAUCCGGCUUAAGCUUGUUGCUGAUACAAAGGUCCGUUUGAAGCACGAAUGGCUGUAAAUCUAAGCUUGGAAAAAGCUGAGGAAACUGAACAUGAAA